This is a messenger RNA of Callorhinchus milii (elephant shark), 4924 nucleotides long. RefSeq names its product QKI, KH domain containing, RNA binding a (gene qkia). Gene Ontology annotation, molecular function: mRNA binding. NCBI's taxonomy places the organism in Eukaryota, Metazoa, Chordata, Chondrichthyes, Chimaeriformes, Callorhinchidae. Gene Ontology annotation, cellular component: nucleus. The record is from RefSeq and is a predicted model, not a curated record. Gene Ontology annotation, biological process: regulation of mRNA splicing, via spliceosome.
AAAUAAGCAGAGUGCGAAAGGACAUGUAUACUGAUUCAAUGAAUGGCCUUGUAGAAAAUAUGCCAAUACAUCUACCGGAGCCCUCAGGAGCUAUCUUACAGUUACAAGAGAAACUGUUUGUGCCUGUGAAGGAAUAUCCUGAUUUUAACUUCGUUGGCAGAAUCCUUGGCCCCAGAGGGCUCACAGCAAAACAACUGGAAGCAGAAACUGGCUGCAAAAUAAUGGUCAGAGGGAAAAGUUCAAUGCGGGAUAAAAAGAAGGAGGAACAGAAUCGAGGCAAGCCAAACUGGGAGCACCUAAAUGAAGAGCUCCAUGUAUUAAUAACUGUUGAAGACACACAAAACCGAGCAGAAGCGAAGUUGCGGAGAGCUGUCGAAGAGGUUAAAAAACUACUUGUGCCUGCUGCUGAAGGUGAAGACAAUUUGAAGAAGAUGCAACUGAUGGAAUUAGCUAUUCUUAAUGGGACCUACAGAGAUGCCAAUAUCAGACCACCUACCCUUGCCUUUUCUUUUGCAGCAACGCCGCAGGGUCCGCGGCUGAUCACUGCACCAGGUGCCCCUAUGCUUCCUCCAGCAACCUUGCGUGCCUCCACGCCAGCUGGUCCUGCCAUAAUGAAUAUAAUUAGGCCAAUCCAGACAACUGCAGUUAUGCCUAAUGGAACCCCUCAUCCAUCUGCCUUAGUACCACCUUCACCAGAGGCUGGUAUAAUCUACACAGCACCCUAUGAUUACCCAUAUGCUCUGGCACCAACUGCAUCUCUCCUGGAGUAUCCAAUGGAAGCUAGUAGUGUUCUAGGUGCGAUGGCAACUAAAGUUCGGAGGCAUGAUUCGCGUGUCCAUCCUUACCAAAGGAUUGUGACCGCAGACAGAGAGCUUCAGGGCUGGAUGAAUCCAGUUGUCCUGGGUCCUGGACCCUACAAAAAUCUGGCAGGACCACAACCUCCUUUCAAAUUUUACGAGGCCAAAGGAUCACCAUCUCAACAAUACUCACUGCCACAGGCAACUAACCCAUGACUUUGACCUCUGAACUCUUCGCCCAAUGAUGACCUGACCAUGCCUGCCUGCUGAUCAGUUAACUGGUUAUCGCCUACGCUUGCCUGUCUCAAUGCAGCAAGCUGCGGCACUGUCUGUUCGUCUUGUUACCUAACAGCGUUUUUUAAAAAAAAGUUCCAGCCACCGCUUUUCUGGUUGGGUGAAUGUGUGGUGCCAGAACCUGCACUGAAUAAUACUAAAGCAAUAAGUCCAGUUCAUCCCUCACCACUGUUCCUCAGUGAUCGUCUCUUAAAGAUUCUGGCCAAUUAAUGGUAAGAAAGAUCUCAUUAACAAUACUGACGGGAUUGAGCUCUGUACAGGAGGUUGCCAAGGACAUUUGUGAUGGAAAUCUGAUUUAAUUUACGUUGUAGUUACAAAAUCUUUGAAUGCAUUUGUUAUGAUACAUUAUGGAUGAACCUUGGGUCAAGUUUAUUGGGGAAGAGUUCAACACCAUCAUUACAAAGUAAUAUUAACCUCUGUGGUCCGGAACAAAAAGAUUUAAACAAUCUUGUGUACAGUACCUUAGGUUUUUUUUGUAGGGACAAUUUGUGAAAUUCAUUUCUGACUGUUAUUUGAGUUGCAUCAGGACAAGAAUGCCGUUUAGUAUUACUAUACACUGAACAAAAUUUCUGGGUCAUGAUAACUGAGAAACAUAGAAAAAUGAAGCAAUGAAAAUUGGGGAAUGCAACUUGAUUUGGGGCGUGGUGAACAGGGGGUUGUAUUAAAGCAUAGCCUUCCCUCCAUGUCUUUCUGUCAGGGAGGCAGGAGUCUGGGAUGGUUUCCUGUUCACAGCUGCCGUGGAUAUAUUUCUGUUAAUGGACAUGCCAUUAGGUAUGGUAAGUGCCACAGAUAAGGGUUCAAGUUAGUUUCCAGCUUAAGACCAGCGAUUAAACCCUCACUGCCUCGAAAAUGUUUAGGCAAGUUGAGAUGUUCUUCAAAAUUGGGGGUUGAAACAGUCACUGAAUGGAAGUUCAGAGAUCUACUGCCAAUGUACUAGACCAUCCAGAUGCACCGAAACAUUGAUCUUUUCAAACAUGUACCUCAAGAGGUCACAUAUUACUUUUUCACCAUUGAAGCAUCUCUCGUUACCUAGUAAUUUACAUAUACGCAAUAGUUCAAAGGUGCCUGGCAUAUUUUUCCAAGUUUAUUUGUGCUAUUUAGUCUGGGCUUCCUACAUUUAUGUAAUAUGCUAGUUUGUUUGAGCAUCUGAGCUUGAUUCACUGAAGAGAACCAUCUAAGCACACCUUGACUGAGGUAUAUUCAUAAUGUGUCAUUGUUCUGGAUGCAAAAACGGUCUGUUUAAUUUUCUCCUAUUCGUAAAUACUUCAGAAGGAUGUGAAAGCCAUGCUUGCCUAUUCUAUUUGCUAUAUACAUGUUAUAAAAGUGUAGAUAAGUAUAGCGCAUUUAAACUACAGAGGAAAACUAGAUACUUUUACAGGGUGCUGGUGAAGAAAUAUAUAUUUUUGACAACUUAGCUUUUUAUACUUACUUGCAGUAACAAAUUUUUUCAAAAAACACAAAAAAGAAUUGAAAGUGAUUCUGGACGGUUGUGUAAGAAACUAAAGACCAAAACAGUAUCUAGGGUUUGAUGGGGUUGUGGGUGAGGAAUGAGCUAAGUAUAAAGAAAGAUAAAAGUGCCUUAUAUACACGCCUGGUCAUUUUGUAAUAGUCAACAUAUAUGGUUUGCUGAAUUAAUUCUGAUGCUUGCCAGCCCAUCAUCUAAGUGGGGUAAGGACAGAGCAUUGGCAAAAAAAAGUGUUCACGAAGGUAGAAUAGUAUGAGGACAGAUGUGUGUAAAGCUUCUAGUAAUAUUUACACUGUCUGCCCUAUCUGAAGAAUUCAGUUCAUUGGUUCUAUGCAACACAUAUAAUAUACAAAAUGACAUUUGUAUAGCGCCUUUCACAUGAGGAAGAUUUUUAAGUAGCUUGUAUCUUGUGCCACCAUCUGUGUCUUCCUGAUUUGUUUCUUAUAUACCCUUAAUUUUUUUUUCUCAUAGUGCCAUUUUUAUUGAUAAAAAGUGAAGCCUUUUGAGCAAACAAAAGAAUAAUGUUUUGUAAUGGCCACUUGCGAAAUUAAGGCCAGCUUGGCUUGGUUUUCGCUAAAUUGAUUAAUAAGGCAACAGACCAGCUGUUAUCACUAAACGACUACAAUGCUGCAGUGUUUGGCUUGAGAACAAAAAAAAAGCAUCAGAACAAUUUGAAAUUAUGAUCUUUUUUUAAAAAAAAAAUAUUUUUACUUGCUGCCCUUCAGGUUUUUUUUUUGUCGAGCCAUUGAGUUUAUAUAUAAUUAUAUAUAUAUACAUAUACACACUAUUCAUAAACUCAAUGUUUUGUCAGUGUUACUUUGUUGAAAAUUCUGAACAUUGAAAUCGAUUCCUUGACAGUAUUAUUGUACCCUCAGUUACAUUCAGAGCAUACAUAUAUAUAUACAUAUCGCUCUUAAGACACUGCUGUUACAGAAUGGUUGGUUGCAAAAGAAAUUACAUAUGCUGUGUACAAUAUUUUACAUAUUGCCUACACAUGUAUGAUAAUAUGAUUACCACCGUUGUUACAAGUUUAUAAUGUAUUUUUCUAUCUUCAUUUUUGUAUGUAUAUUCUAUGCCAUUUACAACUUGUUUCUGAAUUGAGGUCCCUGCAGUUUUGAUAGCCAGAAAACAUUGCAGAUUCAAAAUAAUAUCAUUGAGAGUGUUGCCUUUUCUGACUUGUUAACUCAUUAUCCAUUUAAUAAGUUUUCUUGUUACAAAUGUUUUUACAUGCUUGCGUUUUAUUUCAUGGUGUUGCUGUUUCUAUUAACCCUUGCAUUUAUUUUAAUAAACAUUAUAGUACAAAUCUACUAACUGCUGAUUAGUCUGUUUUAACCCUUACCGACAAAUGGACCACCUGGUUCACUGGUCUUAACACCUAUUUUUGAAGAGCGCGCGAAUUGCCCUCAAAAUAAACCGACCGGUUACACACACACGCACAAAAUAAACGCACUGGAAGCUGCUCCAAUUAUGUGCUGUAUUGUCUUGUUGACUGACUUGCACUGCGCUAUAAAACAAGCAACAGCUUUUGGUAAUGAUGUGGACCUUGGAGGAUGAGGUGUACCAUCCCUUUCAGUGUCGGGAACAACGUAACAUUUCUUUUGAGAUUCCUGUCCAGUCUUGUCUAUUGCCUACCAGCUACAGCACUUUGUCUGUGUACUAAUGUCAGACCUGACCUCUCUUCUUUUAACCAAUUUAGAAGGUAUUUGUUUGCAGAGGCACACGAGCAAUGAUAAGGGGGAGGGGGGCAGGGGGGAAUCAAUUGCACUGACUAGUUCAGUGUGUAACCAAGUUUGGUUCUAUGGGGGAGGGGGGGGGGGCAGAGAAAUUGAGGACUGUUUGCUAAUAAACUAAUCCUUGGGACUACUCAGUGUGUAAUCUGCUGUAAAUUAGCUUGUAAAACCCCCGAGUAUUUUGUACACACUUUAGCCUGUAUUAUAUUAUGUAAGAUGGGGUGGAGAGACAAAUUCAACACUGAAGAUUUCACAGAGUGCAUUAAAAUGUCUAGAAUUUAAAGGAAUAGCAGACAGUGUAGUGAGUUUCUGCCUGCAACUUUGAUGCAUAAAGUGAUGUUGUUUGGAAAUGUGUAUAUAUUAAUUAGUAUUUAUAGCUAAAAUUCAGAAUUCACUUGUAUGUAACUUCCUACCCAAAGGAGAUACUGUAUGCGUGCAAUAAAAUGACUGUUCAAACUGGAAUGUCUGUCUACAUCAAGUCACCAGCUUAAAACCAAUAUUUUUUUAUGAUGCAAAUUUUUGGAUCAUUAGCGGUAGAUUAACUAGUUGACUGUACAGGUAACUUGUGUCCUAUAUUCCAGGACAAUGUGGAAAUGACUGCUUUUUACACAAUGUUGUGCAAUAAAUAUCAAAGGAGA